GAAGCCCAUGCGCCCUAUAGCUGGUGCUUCGCAACAGAGAAGCCACUGCAGUGAGAAGCCCGCACCCUGCAACUAGAGAACAGCUCCCGUUCACCGCAACCAGAGAAAAGUCCAUACAGCAGAAAAGACUCCACGCAGCCAUAAUGAAAGGAAGGAAGGAAGGACGAAAAUUAUAAAAACAAAACAAUGUAUUGGUUUUACAAACGCAGCUUCAAGACAGGUCAUUUUGCUAUCUCCACCCCAUCCUAGAACACCACCCUUGAGCUCCACCUGUGUGGAAUUCUGAAGCCUGCAGUGUAGAGUACUUGGGCAGUUGCCACAUUCCUUGAUGCUGGAAUGUGUUUGUUUGGGGUUAUAUAAAUCUGAUCUUCCAAGCCCACCUAAGGUUGGGAUGAGGUGGAGGGAGUCCUUCAGUAAGAUGAGGCCUCAUCAUACGUGAGUUCAGAGCCUCAUCCCUGAGUGAGAUUUUCCAAACCAAGACACUUCUGAGAGCAGAACGGAGCUCCAUGAAUGUUUCCACCAGGACAACAGGCAUAAACCAGGAUGUCCCAGGCGGGAGGGUGUAUAAUGCAACUUCUUGAUAUGAAACCCACCAGAUGACCUGGAAAAUACACAGACUGGGACAAGUUGACUUGAGUCUUUUGGGACAAAGACAUGGGGUAUGAGAGGAGGAAACACGCACACAGAGAAGGCUGUAAUCAGUCAAGGGUGCAGAGGUGUUACACAAAAUCACUCUUCAGGGAACCGGGCCUCCAGCCCACGCCCUAGCAGCUCCCCUUCUCCUCCUCUGAAUUUACUGUCCCUUCUCUAGAACUCCUAAGCCUGACCCCGCUCCCUGGCCCUCCCAGCCCACGGUUCCCCUGACCCCACUCCCUUUCCCAGAACUCAGUCGUCUGAGCCCCCAGCCUGCGGUUCUGUCCUAGGCCUCAGCCUUUCCUGCCUUCGACUGAAACAGCAGCAUCUUCUAAGCCCUGGGGGCUUCCCCAGGCCCCAGCCCCGGCCUAGAACCCGCCCGCCGCCUGCCACGCUGCCACUGCCGCUUCCUCUAUAAAGGGACCCAGGCGUCCGGGCCAAGGGGCCCCCGCACAGCAGGUUCUCCCCAUGACACCACCUGGACGUCUCUACCUCCUGAGGGUGUGCAGCACCCCACCCCUCCUCCUCCUGGGGCUGCUGCUGGCCCUGCCGCCGGAGGCCCAGGGGCUCCGUGGUGUUGGCCUCACACCCUCAGCUGCACAGCCUGCCCAUCAGCAACUCCCGAAGCCCUUCACCCGUGGCACCCUCAAACCCGCCGCUCACCUUGUUGGAGACCCCAGCACCCAGGACUCGCUGCGCUGGAGGGCAAACACGGACCGCGCCUUCCUCCGCCACGGCUUCUCUCUGAGCAACAACUCCCUCCUGGUCCCCACCAGUGGCCUGUACUUCGUCUACUCCCAAGUGGUCUUCUCCGGGAGAGGCUGCUUCCCCAGGGCCACCCCCACCCCUCUCUACCUGGCCCAUGAGGUCCAGCUGUUUUCCCCCCAGUACCCCUUCCACGUGCCUCUCCUCAGUGCUCAGAAGUCCGUGUGCCCAGGGCCACAGGGGCCGUGGGUGCGCUCGGUGUACCAGGGGGCUGUAUUCCUGCUCACCCGGGGAGACCAGCUAUCCACUCACACAGACGGCAUCUCCCACCUGCUCCUCAGCCCCAGUAGUGUCUUCUUUGGAGCCUUCGCUCUGUAGAAACAUUCAGAAAGAAACAAAUAGGCUUCAAGGCCUUCUCCCCAUUUUGCUUCCAUUCUGACCAAUUCAGGGGUCACCACACCUCUCCUUUGACCAUUCCAACAGUCUUGAGUCUUCCCCCCGCCCAGUUCUCAGCACCUGGAGCUUCCAAAGAAGGAAUUCUAGGCACACCAGGGGACCAGACCUUCCUGGACCACCCCAGAUGCUCAGCUGAGGACUUCAAGCCUGCCUCGAAAUGCCCCCCCAGAUCCCUUCCUCGGCCCUGCCCAUCUAGGGGGCCUCGUCCUGGACAUGGAGAGGGGAGCUGACACAUGAGGGAGCUUGGGUGGAUGACUAAAGGCAGGGAGGGGGGCUUAUUUAUGAAGGGAAAACAAUUAAAUUAUUUAUUUAUGGAGCAUGGAGAGAAGGGAAUAAUAGCGAGACAUCAGAAGAAAGAGCUAAUACACCCAAGAGAUGACGAGUGAGAGGGCUUAGGCACAAGGAUGACCCAGUGGGAGAGAGAAAGCGUGGCUCUGAGGGACCAAGGGGUUCUGGAAGGAAGUGAAAAGCUGUUAAGAGCCAGCCGCUGCUUAACUGGACACCCCGCAAAGAGAUGUCUGACCCUCAAUGAAGCCAAAUAAACUUUUCUCUGAAAUGCUGUCUGCCUGUAUGUCUGUUGGGGAGGGGAGAAUUCCCCAGAUGUCUCUGAGGAAUGGAGGGAGGACAGGAAUCAGAGAGGCCUGAGGGCCUCUGGGGAAACACUGUGGGCUUGCGGGGUGGUGCAGCCAGCUCACUGCAAGGGAACCAAAGGAUAAGCUGAGAAGACAGAGGCAGGUCCAAGGUCUGGAGAAGUGGGGGUCAGGGGCCCCCUGAGGAAUGGGGGUUACAGGAGGCUCCUAAGGAACACUGACAACACUAAAGAGUGUUCAGGAUGAUGGGGGAGGAUCAU
Messenger RNA from Bubalus bubalis (water buffalo), 2644 nucleotides. It is a transcript of the gene LTA, whose product is annotated as lymphotoxin alpha. The record is from RefSeq and is a predicted model, not a curated record. Gene Ontology annotation, molecular function: tumor necrosis factor receptor binding. Gene Ontology annotation, cellular component: membrane. The transcript has 4 exons. The coding region runs from base 1102 to 1716 and encodes 204 amino acids. Gene Ontology annotation, biological process: immune response. Lineage: Eukaryota; Metazoa; Chordata; Mammalia; Artiodactyla; Bovidae.